UAAGCAACAGGGUUCUGAAAAGUGUGAAUCUUGAGUCCGAAGUGUGAACUUCUUUAAAGUCCCUACUUGCUCGACGUAAGAUUUUUGACGAACACGCACGUAUAUUUCUCCGUGAGAGCCAACCGCUGACAGGGAAUCAUGGACCGCUUCCUUUUGGUUUUCAUCAUCAGCUGCACCAUCUUGGCACAUGCUUUCCUCGCUUCAUCAUACAUGGCCACUUCAGAUGCUGAUAGUGCAAUACUGAAUGACUAUCCAGAUGUUGCACGCUUGAUGUAUUAUGCUCGAAAGAGGAGCUGCCUCAAACGUGGAAUGAGCUGCGAUCAUCGUCCCAAUGACUGCUGUUACAAUUCCUCAUGCCGAUGCAACUUGUGGGGCACCAAUUGCCGAUGCCAGAGAAUGGGUCUUUUCCAGAAAUGGGGCAAAUAAAUGCUAUCUUCUCACCCGGAUCGAUGUUUGUCUACCCCUUAGCCUACCAUUAAGUAAGGAGAUGAGAUCAGAACGUAUUCUCAGAACCCCCUGCAACCCCUUAUUCAUGUAAUAAUGCACUAUUUUGAAAGAGGCUGUAAAAUAAAACUUUAUCGUAAUGAAACAACUGCGAUUUUUUUAAUUACUAAAGGACACUUUUUUCUUACUUAUUUUACUUGGUAAUGUUGAAAAGUACCAGUAUAAUUAUAUUAUUUUUAAAGCAAAUUUUCUUUAUGAUUAAACCGAAGUAUGGAAUAAAGAUCAAUUUAAAAUCUAAUUCAUAAUGAAUUAUUUUAACAAAUUUUAGUUAAUUCAGAAAAAUAAACGAUCGCUCAAAUUCCUACCAUUCUAAAACUCAAAAAUGUAUGACAUUACGUAUCUGCAUUUAAAAAAUGUAUUUUUAAUUAAUGCUUCUGAAGUCUUUUGUUUUCUUUUCCUUUUAAGCAAAAUAUUUGGAAACUUCAUUCGUCAAAAUAAUGAGUUAAUUAAAUAUUGUUCCAUAUCCUUACAUUUUGAUAUAAUUUCAUUUUCAACUAAUAAAUUAAUAUGGUUUUAUUUUAGAGGUAUGAGUUUAGUUGUAAAUAUAUGACUUAAAAAUCUGACUCUAAAAAGCGCAUACAAAUUCGUACCUGAUGCUGCUUUACCAUUUUGCUUAAACCUCAUUUUAUUUAUCAGUUUUCUUACACACCGCUUAUGCACUGUUGUUUCGUUAAACCCUUAUAACCUGACAAUUUCUUGAGCAAGAAAUAAUUCCUAAGAUGUUUGAGUGCCAACUGUUUCUGUGGAACCGUUCCAAUCUCUUCUCCAAACAAAAAAGCUCCAUUCUUGGUGUUGCAAAAAUUUUUUCACAGGACUUCAUUAGCAAGCUUUCUGUUCUGAUAAGUGUCAACAACACCUUUCUGAAAUUAGCAACUUCAGUUCUUGCAGACAAUAAAAACAGAAAAUUUCUGAAAAUGUAUCUAUAUAUUCUUUUCUUAAUAACAUUAUUAGCAUAAUUUAAAUUACAUAUGAAACAAGAUUUUUUUUAAAUUACAUAUGAAACAAGAUUUUUUUAAAAUUACAUAUGAAACAAGAUUUUUUAAAUUACAUAUGAAACAAGAUCUAAUAAGUCAUAAGACUUAUUAGAAAUUCUUUUUUAAAUAAUUUAAGUCUUAAUUAUAGAGCUCAUUGGCGUUUUGCCAUCACAAAGAAAGGAAUUGAAGGUUUUGAAAGCAAAAACAAUUAUCUACCUCAUUGAAAAUCAGUAUAUUUUUUAAUCCGAACUUUGUGUAGAAAAAUUGAAUUUUUUCAACAAAUAAUUUGUAAAGAGAAUAAAUCCAUUUUUUAAAAUCUUUAAUACUUUUUUCAUAGUUACAUGACUCUAUUGGCUUCAAGAUCUAUAAUACAAAAAUAAACAUUUUUUUUUUCUUUUCUUUUUGUUGAAGCUUGUAAUGAAAUCCUCUCAUUAGUGUUGUCCUUAAAUUUCACACGCAGUAGUUCUGACAAAAAGUUCAAUUUUAAUAAAAAAUCAUUUUCAUUUUCUGUUUUUAUUUUAUUUAUUUUCAUUGGUAUUUUUAACUAAGAAGAUAAAAAAAUAUUUCAAAAUAUUAGAAUUAAUUCUUUAGAAAUUAAAUCAUUUUUACUCCCAUUACCAAAAAAUUAAAAAUCUUUGCUGCUUGGCAGUUUAAAAAAAAUUAGUCUUAGUUUGAAAAGGCACGAUUCAAAAACGAGUUUUGUGGUGUCGCCAUCUUGUGAGUAAAAACGUAACUUUUAUAAGCAUUCUUUUAUAAUCAGCAGAAUUUUUAUCUUUUCAGUGGCUACGGUUUAGGAAAAAAAUAAUCCAUUAUUUACACAAAAAUCACUUCCUUUUCUGUUACAAGAAAUUGCACGAAUUCAUUUCUGUUGCCUUUCUCUCUUGUUAGUAUUCUCUGAACAGACUGCUUGUGAACUAAAAUUAAAUAUCACAUUAAGCAUAUUGUGACAAAAUAUUAAGUGUUAUGCAAUGUAGUGAAAAAUAUUGUUGUGAAAAUAAAUUAGUUUCCAAUAAACGUUUGCACUUUGAA
This is a messenger RNA of Argiope bruennichi, 2507 nucleotides long. RefSeq names its product U8-agatoxin-Ao1a-like. The transcript has 4 exons. Gene Ontology annotation, molecular function: ion channel inhibitor activity. The record is from RefSeq and is a predicted model, not a curated record. Lineage: Eukaryota; Metazoa; Arthropoda; Arachnida; Araneae; Araneidae. The coding region runs from base 139 to 426 and encodes 95 amino acids. Gene Ontology annotation, cellular component: extracellular region.